AUGCACUCAGCCAAUUCCGUGAUGUUUUUGGUGCUCAUUGGGCUCGAUAUCGUCGCCACUUGCGGAUUCCUCGGCGGCGGUGGCGGCGGUUGCUGCUGCUCGGGCGGCUGCGGACGAAAGAAGCGCUCGAUCGAUUUCGACGAAUCGCCGAGCUUUUCCAGCGACAAUAACGAUUUGUUGUGCAAUAGUCCCGAAUUGAAGCAGCUAAUUGUGAAGAAUAUGCGUUCAAACGCGCGCGAAUCGAGCAAAUCCCUUCAAUCGGCUCUCGAAGACCACGACAAUCAUCGGUACGUCGUCGUCUGCUCGGAGAAUCCCUUCGAUUAUUCGGUUCAACGCGAUUCGGCCUAUUGUGGCGCUCGAAACGGCUCGCAUUAUUGUCAAGCAUUCGCCAUUUAG
Messenger RNA from Caenorhabditis bovis, 396 nucleotides. The record is from the annotation of a GenBank genome assembly. NCBI's taxonomy places the organism in Eukaryota, Metazoa, Nematoda, Chromadorea, Rhabditida, Rhabditidae.